ACGGAUCAGUGACAUUCCAAGCGUAAAUGUUUAGAAGUUAGAUCUGUUUCCGGUUUGGACUAUCGACAACUUUAACUUGACCCAAGGCCUGUAAUAAUUGCUUUGUGUCGGAUAACACUGUCAUUUUGAAGAGCUGCCAAUAUCAUAAUGUAAGGAUGUGAGACUGCAAUGGUCGUGACCUAGAUGUUACCUAUGAAGGUCAAAAUGCUGCUCCUGUGGUCCAUUUUACUGGUCUCCUUUACUACAGCCUCUGUAAUCCACAAUCCAAGUACUGCUAUACAAGAAAGUUCAGCUUUAGUUUGUGAAAACAGUCUGCUUACACUGGACUGUGAAAAGAAAAAAGGAGUCAUCCGCAUCUCAAGGGCAAACUACGGGAGAUUUAGUUUGGGGACUUGUAACAACUUAGGUGCCACUAAUGAAUGGAAUGUGAGAUGUAUCCACCCAGAAUCCAAAAGAAUUGUAGCAGAAAGAUGUGAUGGUCAUCCCAAAUGUAACAUUACGGCUUCCAAUGAAGUUUUUGGAGACCCCUGUGUUAACACAUUUAAGUACCUACAGGUUUACUACAGGUGUGAACCCAAAAAGGUCACACCUGCUCCCCCAACCACCACUAAAUCCACAACCACCACCACCGCUGGGACCACGACAACCAGGAAAGCCACCACCACCACUCCACUGCGGCGUGUCUGUGAUGCGAUGUACAUCGAAGGGAAGAAUUGGCCGUACACCAAUGUGGGAGACGUGGCAUCCAUGAAAUGUCCGCCUCCAAAAGUGGGCACCAUGACCUGGAGAUGUACAGGAGCGGGCUGGCAUGGGGAGAGACCGGACGACUCCAAGUGUCAACUUCCUGUUACAGAACCUCCCUCUGGAACAACCACCACCCCAAAGAUAAGCUUCUGUGAGGAGACAGAGAGUCAGGGGGUGAUCUGGCCUCAGGUGAGGGUGGGGGUGGAGGUAGAGCGGCCCUGUCCCGAGGGUAAACUCGGGAAAAUGACCUGGAAAUGUUCUGGGAGGGGCUGGAAGGGCAGACAACCUGACACAAGUAACUGUGUGUCACCGUGGCUCAACAGCAUUGACGAACGAGUGAACUCCAGUGCUAGUAGUAUAGAGGACAUUGCUGAUCAGUUAAAACAGCAGACGGACACUCGCAAUCUCGGAGCCGGGGACCUGGAGAAGAUGAACAACAUCAUCACUAAAAUGGGACAGGGAUUUAAAAUCUCCGGAAUGCCCAACAAGGAGGAGAAACGACAAAGGCUGGAAAAAUUCACCAAGAAUAUUGCGGAGACAGGAAGUAACAUUUUGUCGGAGAAGCAGUCCAAUUCCUGGGAAGAGCUACCAGACGACAAAAAAACUAAAGUCGCCGCUUCCUUCCUUGUUUCCAUGGAAACCACUGGGUUUAACAUCGCAGAAAAUCUCCAGGAGGAAGAGUCCAUUGUUUCUUCUACUGAGAACCUGUUUAUGGAGGUGUCAGCAGUCAAGGUCGCAGAGGACAAGCCGGCCUUGACCUAUCCCUCCUCCCGGGACCAGAAGUGGACAGAUGAUCAGAUCACAAUACCAAUGGAGAACAUAGAAGCCCUGUCUGAUGAUGGAGGAAUCACCAAGGUUGUGGUGUUUGUUUACCAGAAUAUGGAGGACCUGAUGACAACACAAGAUAAUUCUACCGUCAUAAACAGUCACAUCAUGUCCGCCUCCUUGUCACCGCAAACUGUCAAACUCAAGAAACCGGUGACCUUCACCCUUAAACUCACAAAGGCUCUUCAUGGAUCACUGACCCCUGUUUGUGCUUACUGGGAAUUCAGGGACAGUGAGUGGUCGACCUCAGGUUGUUGGAGGGUGAACUUUAACCUUACACAUACGACCUGUCGCUGCUCCCAUCUCACCAACUUUGCUGUGUUGAUGGAUGUCACAGGAACUCAGUUAUCUGUAGAACACGAGUUUGCCCUGAUGACCAUCACAUUUAUCGGCUGUUCCAUCUCCAUCAUCUGUCUUCUCCUUAGCUUCAUCACAUUCUUCUACUUCAGAAAUCUGCAAUGUGACCGUAACACAAUCCAUAAGAAUCUGGUCUUGUCUCUAAUGCUGGCAGAAAUUAUUUUCAUGAUUGGCAUCUCCCUCACUCAGAACAAGAUUGUGUGUGGAGUGGUGGCAGGCCUUCUUCACUUCCUGUUCCUGGCUGCCUUCGCCUGGAUGUGUUUAGAGGGAUUUCAGCUGUACGUGAUGCUGAUUGAAGUGUUCGAGGGAGAAAGAAGCCGCAGGAAGUGGUAUUACCUGUUUGGUUAUGGUAUCCCCUUGGUUACUGUUGCUGUGACAGCCGGAGUUAAACCAUCAGGAUAUGGAACAGACAGACAUUGCUGGUUAGAUACUGGUGCUUCAGUGAUCUGGAGUUUUGUCGGCCCGGCAUUGGCUGUGAUUCUGUUUAACAUUGUCAUGUUAAGUAUUGCUGUGUACAUGAUGCACAAACACGCCAACACACUGGCUCUAGCUAAGGGGAGGUCCAAAUUCAGCAGUGGAAUUCUACGGGAUCCGAGUUCAGGAACCAGUCAAAGCACCACCAUGUCUGAUGAGAAAGCUAGCACUGCUCGACAAAUCCCGUCUUGGGUGAAGGGAGCUGCCAUUUUAGUUGUUUUACUGGGCCUGACCUGGGCCUUUGGUGUCCUGUUUAUCAGUGAAGAGUCGGUGACCAUGGCUUAUGUGUUCACUGUCCUCAACAGCUUCCAAGGAUUGUUCAUCUUUGUGUUCCACUGUCUUAUGAAUGAAAAGGUGAAGAAGGAGUAUAAGAAGUUUGCUUACAAGUCGACCUGGUUACCAGAGUGUAUGAGGGCCUACUGUCUUGGAUACAGCAGUGCCUCAGGUUCACACACCCCCAACCAUUCCUCCUCAUCAGGGGGGCACCUGCUCAAACUCUGGAGUGGGAGACGUCGCCGAAAGUCCUCCUCCACCACACUGGAGAAAUCCGCUAAAGGUAAGAAGAGGAUCAGCGAGCCGCGCAGUGAUUCCUCUGUCUUCACCAGCCACGACAUGAACUCGCCUAUUGUCAAGCAACCUGCUUCAAAUGGUCGUCAGCCAAACAUGGAUUCUAAUGGAUAUCUCCGGCCCUAUCCUGAGUAUGAGGCAAUCCUAGGGGAUUUAUCUGAAGUCAACUGUUCUGUUAUUGACAGUGAAUAUGUGUCUGAGUACUGCCAGAAUCGUUUACAGGUUUCCAAGGAAACUAAUGCAUACUCGUCGGAGUCAGACAAUGAGGAUGAUCGGGAUCAGCCGGAGAAGAACCGUCUCUCCAUUCUGUCGAAGGAUUCUGCGGAGAAGAACGACUCCGAUUUUAAUCUCUCCCACCAAAACAUCUCAGAGACAGAGUUCCUUCUGGAGAAAAGUGUGUCGGAGAAAAACUUGCUAAAUAAAGCUCAAGAUGAAAAAAGUCGCAUUAAUUGUGACAGUUUAGGCAAAAAAAUUUAUCCAGGAUCAUUUUCCGAGAUUCCUGGCUACCUCUCGGAUGGGGAGGAAUUGAACCACAGCAUGCCGCUGAUUUCAAGCUUGCCCGAUUACCCAGGUGCCCCUCUCCCUCCGGCAGGGAGUCACCCCAGCCUGACCUAUCUCCACAUUGAGGAGGAAACAUUCUCAGGGGACAAAAACAACAAUUCCAGUGACUGCUAGCGAUACACAGGCCUUUGUAGCAUACUGGUGCUUUGUUCAUGCUAUAUCCUGCUUUGUUAGCCAUUAGAUACAUGUGUUAUAAUUUUUACAUUUUAUUUAGGAGAAAUUACAUUCUUUGACACGGCAACUAAUAUUUCAUUAGAGUUUGACAUGUUUCAUUUGUGUAUAAGAAGCAGGCUAUUGGCAGCUUUUGUUGUGUGUGCCAUAUAACAUCGACAGGGAAAAGGGGUUUAGAACUUUGUCAGGGGACCAAUAAAAUAUUCUAAAGUUUGUAACAAAAUGGAAAUUCUCAAAGAAAGCAAAUAGAAAGUGGGCAGAGUUUUUCAUCAUGAGUAAUAUUGCUAUUUUUGUAAGUUUUGUUUUCAGUCCAAUUUUGAGAGCUUCCUAAGAUGUUACCAAAGAAUAUAAAGAAUGUUGAUUUUCAUAGAAUUGCCAAAGAUGGUGUUAUGGAUAGUUUCUUUUUCUGAUUGAUGCAAACACAUUCCCAUCAUAAAACUUACAGUAUUUAUAAAAUCAAUGGUUGUGAAUUUAUCUAUUGUAUUAUUCUUAAAUGUUAUUUUGUACCAAUUGUUAUUAUACUUAAAUGUCAGUUUUCUUAGAUUUAUUUUUGUGAAAUCAUUAUUUACUGAGGUAUGUGUAAUUAUCUGCUCAUUUAUUGAAUAUAUGAUUACAAGUACAAUAUCAUAGUCUUUGGAAGGAUAUUUAAUUGAUAUGGAAUCCAAGUUUAAAAUGGGUUUAGGAAACAUUCCAGUGUUGGUAUGUUAAAAUAAAAAAUACUGGUAAUUAUUAUGUGGUAAUCAUUUUAGAAAUUUUGAGACACAAUUUUCAAUGAAGCUAAAAAGGAUUUUCAAAUACUGACAGUUAGCAUUUAUAAAAACAGAAAUUAAUGUUUUAUUGUUAGACUUUAAGCCAGGGUAUGCCACCAGCAUAUUAUUGAGCAGAGUAAUCUGGAAGUCCCAGUUUAAAUGUCUGAAUCUCACUUUUUUUGCUCAAUGUGUACAUUCCACAUUGCUACACAAUAAACACAUGCACAGACAGACAAAGUAUGUUCUGUCAAUUAAUUAUUGCCUUUAAGAGCAUUGAUUAUGAAGAUUUCACACAUAUUGUUUGUUUUUAAGUAGGGCCACCUUUUUUUAUUGUGAUGAAGUAGUAUGUUCAUCUUGUAUGAGAAGUGCCUUUAAUCAUGUUGAUUGAUGUACUAUACAUGCAUGUAUGUAUGUUUUGUUUAAAAUAAAGAGAACACCAUUUGUUUAUAAGACA
Saccostrea cuccullata (small rock oyster) is the source of this 4902-nucleotide messenger RNA. Its product is annotated as adhesion G protein-coupled receptor L2-like. Lineage: Eukaryota; Metazoa; Mollusca; Bivalvia; Ostreida; Ostreidae. Gene Ontology annotation, biological process: cell surface receptor signaling pathway; adenylate cyclase-activating G protein-coupled receptor signaling pathway. Gene Ontology annotation, molecular function: carbohydrate binding; G protein-coupled receptor activity. The transcript has 20 exons. The record is from RefSeq and is a predicted model, not a curated record. The coding region runs from base 184 to 3642 and encodes 1152 amino acids. Gene Ontology annotation, cellular component: plasma membrane.